GAACCGCCCACCGCUUGCAGCUCUUGCUACUCAUCCUUGCGAAGUUUUCAGUGAAGUCGACUAGACAAGGUGGUAUGGCGGUCCUCGGAGUCCUGCUGACUGUCGCGCUUCCACUCGGGCUGCAUGCCAUCUUCCCCCAAGUCUUUGAGUGUAAUUAUAAAGAAGAGCACAAUAGCAAAGUAAAAGUGUGGUGCAAGCAGAAUGCUAACGACAAUGACUGCUGUGAUGGCUAUGCUGUUGAAAACAUAAGUGUAGCUGAGCUGAAUAGGGGCCAGUGGAUCCUGCACGAUCAGAAAGACUUGAAAAAGUUCAGCGUGACAGUGAAAACGAUGGCCACGGAGGAUGAAGGCAUCUACUGGUGUGGAGUACUAGAAAACGACCAAGUCAUAGAGAAGUUGUCUGAAUUUACAAUCAGCACAAAACCACCAAGAAACAUCUGGGAUAUUCUGCGCUGGAUCCUCAUGUCUAUUAUGCUGGUUGUCACAUUCACUGUCACAAUCUGGACAAGCAGAAAAAACAGAGUAGAGGAGAAGACAGCAGAUUUGUAUGAAGAAUUUCCUCUCCAUGCACCAAAAGGAGGAGCAGCAUCUAACGUGAGUCAAGAGUAACCGGAAGCUAGGUGGAUGUCUAGUGCCGGUGACGGCGUCCUCAGAAGUCCGAGUGAGACAGCAAGAUGAAGCCAGCUCAUGUACCGUUUGGUGGCCAGAUCUUCUGUGCAAUUGUGGCUUUGCUUCCACCUAAUGUUCAUUUCAGUGGCUUGUGCACAGGAUCAAAGACUUGUUUUGCUGUUUUAUGUGCUUUACUCUACAUGGCCCUCUUAAAUUCUGCUCUUUAAUUACAAUUUCUUCACAUUUAUUUAUUUUGCUGACACUUUAGUGUGGAGUGACUUCCAGAUUAUAGUGCUACUGUUGUCCCAAUAUUUCUGCAAUUGACGCACCAGCAAAUUUUAUCUGGACACACAACGAGUCACUGGUGGGGCUGAACUGGCAAACCUUGUUACUUCCACCUUCACGUGGAAUGCGAAUUAUCUGUCAGUUAUAACUGUGUGAAGCACCAAUAUGCUCUUUUAUAUCUUUGUUUUAUUCCUUUUGGCUUUCUUGAAGGCAACGCAUGGUUACACAGUGAACAGCACUGGUGUAUUAGGGUCCUGGCUUUAAAUCCAGCACCUAUGUGGAGUUUAUUUGUUUUCUCUGUAUGUAUGUUUCCUCUCAAAUUUCAGUUACAUCCCUGUUAGCCCCAUGUUUGUGAGUGUGAGUUCCCUACAAAGGUCAACUGCAUUGUGCCCAUUGCUGCAAUGAUUGUAACCCCUGUGAGUAAGUGGGAUGGAGUGACUGGUCAUGUGCCAAUUCUGUCCAGAAAGCAGAAAAAUUUAAACGCAAAAGAAGACCAAGUGCAUCAAGCGGUUAGGGCAGUAGAUGAGUAGAAAACUUUGAACCUCUGCUCAUGUGGCUAACACACUCCAUAGGUCAAAGCAUUGACACUUUCCUCAAGUGACCUCCUGCUAACUCUUUAGUCAGCAUUUAGAGGCCAUUCUGUGAGUAAUGGACUGCACUUCAUAAGGUGGUCUUACUGGUAUCAGCAGCUAGGGAUGAUUGUCUCAAAUCUUGAGAGGACAUUCUGUGUGACAACAUUGGAGAGAUACAGGUGGCUUGCCAUAAUACUGUGACGCCUAUACCCCAGACAUUCAUUUCAAUGCAUUGGUUAACUUUUGUCCAGGUUUCUGCAGAACAGCCAAGCCCCUUAUGGCAGGCUGUCCCUCUGUAGCAUAUCUCCACAGAACAUUUUAGCCAUUACUGUGUAUAACAGGCAGCAGAAGGCUGCCAGUUUCGUACACUGCUGAUCCUUACAAUUUUAGCUAAUGCUGCACCCUAGUGGCCAGAGUUAUUAUCACACAACAUAGAGCAGUUAGUGUAAAGCAAGGGUGUCUCCCUCCAGUCCUGGUGGGCCACAGUGGCUGCAGGUUUUCAUUCUGACCCUUUUAAUAAUCAGCAAGCAGUUUUCAUUGUUAAUUAAUUCCCUUUCCCUUCAUUGUAAUAGCCCUGUUUUAAGGAUUCAAUCCUCUGAAUUGAUAAUGUUUCAGAAAUGAGUUGUGAAACGAGCCAACAGCGGAAUUGGAAUGUCAAACUCCAGCCAAUUUCAUUCCAACCGGAUUCUUAAUGAGCAGCCAUUAUUGAAUAGCAGGACAUGUUGCUUCUCUCAUUCUGUCACAGCAGACUGUUGAUUUUCUGUUUUUUCUAAGACCACCGCCAAGAUGUUUU
Molecule: messenger RNA, 2258 nt
Organism: Polypterus senegalus (gray bichir)
Lineage: Eukaryota; Metazoa; Chordata; Cladistia; Polypteriformes; Polypteridae
Exons: 5
Coding region: 75-608 (177 amino acids)
Source: RefSeq, a predicted model, not a curated record